Rosa rugosa (rugosa rose) is the source of this 1175-nucleotide messenger RNA. RefSeq lists its product as uncharacterized. NCBI's taxonomy places the organism in Eukaryota, Viridiplantae, Streptophyta, Magnoliopsida, Rosales, Rosaceae. The transcript has 3 exons. The record is from RefSeq and is a predicted model, not a curated record. Gene Ontology annotation, molecular function: protein methyltransferase activity. Gene Ontology annotation, biological process: protein methylation. The coding region runs from base 12 to 989 and encodes 325 amino acids.
CAGUAUGAAAGAUGAAGCUAAGCCUCACUCCAAAACUCUCAACCUUCCUUAAACCCUCCCUUGCUUCUACUCCUCUCCGUCGCUCUAUUUGCUCUUCUUCACCAUCACCACCACCACCACCACCCAUUUCUAUAAAACCCCAAACCCCUCUCUUUCUGAGGCCACCCAUUCACUCAGCCACCUCCUCAGACCUCCAGCAAUGGCAGGACUGGGCCAAAACCCUCGCUUCCUCAGUUGGGUCCACCUUCGCCGACUCAGACAACGGCCCGGACUCGACCCUUUUGCUCAGAGAGCUCAACUGGCUCGUAGACGACGCAGUUCAACAAGGAAUCGAAAAUGGUCGAAGAAAAAUUAGAUUGAGAGUGAGUCUGGACGAAUUGUACUUGUUGUGGAAGCAGAGGAUUGAAGAGAGGAGACCCUUUCAGUACAUUGUUGGGUGUGAGCAUUGGAGGGAGUUGGUGCUGUGUGUUCAAGAAGGGGUUUUGAUUCCGAGGCCGGAGACUGAGCUCAUUGUGGAUUUGGUGGGUGAUGUGGUGAAGGGUGAGGAGGGUUUAAGAGAGGGUUUGUGGGCAGAUUUGGGGACUGGGAGUGGGGCUAUUGCUAUUGGGAUUGCGAGGGUUUUGGGGACUGGUGGUGGCAGAGUCAUUGCAACUGAUUUGAGUCCCACUGCGAUUUCGGUUGCGGGGUUUAAUGUGGAGAGGUAUGGUUUACAGGAUGUAGUGGAGCUAAGGCAAGGAUCUUGGUUUGACCCAUUAAAGGAUGUGGAAGGUAAACUUGCGGGGUUCGUAAGUAAUCCACCGUACAUACCAAGUGACAAUAUCCCAGGGCUACAAGCUGAAGUUGGAAGACAUGAACCCAGAGUUGCACUGGAUGGCAGUGUUGAUGGCAUGGAUGAUCUCUUACAUCUUUGCAAAGGGGCUGCUUCCAUUUUGAAACCUGGUGGAUUUUUUGCUUUUGAGCUGAAGUUGCACAGCGAUAUAGUUGGUUAAUGACCAAGUAUUCUGUAAAUGAGAUAAGUGUAAUAGAACUUUAGAGAUAAAUACAGGUUCUUGGUGAAGCUGAGACACCUACUGCUCUAACUGGGUGACUAUAAGGUGUUUCUUGUGCAAGAUCUGGUUAAAUGUAUUGUUGUUUCCACUAGUUUGUAAUUGGUAAAUUGACUCAUUUUUCUAACC